Messenger RNA from Salmo salar (Atlantic salmon), 2268 nucleotides. RefSeq names its product C-X-C chemokine receptor type 1. Gene Ontology annotation, molecular function: C-C chemokine binding; C-C chemokine receptor activity. Gene Ontology annotation, cellular component: membrane; external side of plasma membrane. Gene Ontology annotation, biological process: immune response; neutrophil chemotaxis; calcium-mediated signaling. NCBI's taxonomy places the organism in Eukaryota, Metazoa, Chordata, Actinopteri, Salmoniformes, Salmonidae. The record is from RefSeq and is a predicted model, not a curated record.
GACCUUAUGUGGAUCUGUCUGCUUCCCAUGUGUCAUGGCAUUGGGUGAUGUAGCCUACACUAUGACAUUGCACUGCUGUUCGAGGGCCACUCACCUUUCCUGAAGCAAAACAGUUAUUCUGGUGUACAAGGCGUUGAUCUGUUGAUCUCAAACUGUUCGUUGAGGUAUACACAAUAGGAACUCAGUCUAGUGUGAAAGUAACAGACAGGAAAAGGCUUUAGUUUCAGAGGAAAACUGCUGAGAGGCUGAGACAGACACUCUUCUUCUUGCUGAUAGUGUUUUCUGCUGCUUUUCUGAGCUGUCAAGAGGACAGGUAUAGCCAGCCCAUGGAAAUGCCAGAAAUGGAUGUUGAUCUUUCUCUCUUCGUUGAAUUCCUCAACUUCACUUAUCCUCCCAUAGACGAGCUCAUGGGGGUCCCUUGUAACGUCUCUAUCUUGGGCUUGAGCAGUGUUGGUCUAAUGAUCACCUACAUCACUGUGUUCAUCCUCAGUGUGAUGGGUAACAGUGUAGUCAUCUACGUGGUGUGCUGCAUGGCUAGGGACCGGACCACCACAGACGUCUAUCUGAUGCACCUAGCAAUGGCUGACCUCCUCUUCUCCUUGACCCUCCCCUUCUGGGCCGUCUAUGUCUACUCCCACUGGAUUUUCGGUACCUUCCUCUGCAAGUUCCUGUCUGGCCUCCAGGAUGCUGCCUUUUAUUGUGGGGUUUUCCUGUUAGCGUGCAUUAGUGUGGACCGCUACCUGGCUAUUGUGAAGGCCACGCGGGCACUGGCCCAGCGGCGCCACCUGGUGGGGUUGGUGUGCGGAGCCGUGUGGCUGGGGGCGGGGCUACUCUCGUUGCCCGUGGCACUCCAACGGGAGGCUAUCCAACCCGAGGAUCUUGAAGGCCAGAUCAUCUGCUUUGAGAAUCUGACUGCGGCGAGCAGCGACCGGUCGCGGGUGGGUGUGCGGGUGAUUCGCCACGUGCUGGGCUUCUUCCUGCCACUGUCGGUCAUGGUCGUCUGCUACAGCUGCACAGCAGUGACGCUGUUCCGUGGCGUGCGCAACGGCGGCCAGAAGCACAAGGCCAUGCGCGUCAUCCUGGCCGUGGUGCUGGCAUUCGUUGCAUGCUGGCUGCCGCGCAACAUCAGCGUGCUGGUAGACACGUUGAUGCGUAGCGGCUCGCUGGGCGAGGAGACGUGUGAGUUCCAGAACAAUGUGAGCGUGGCGCUGUAUGUGACUGAGGUGAUGGCGUUCACGCACUGCGCCGUCAACCCCGUGCUCUAUGCCUUCAUCGGGCAGAAGUUCCGGAACCAGCUCUUGGUGGUGCUCUACAAGCAUGGGCUGAUCAGCAAGAGGUUGAUGGUGGCAUACCGCAGUGGCUCAGCCAACAGCACGGCCAGUCAAAGGUCUAGGAACACCUCUGUUACCCUGUAAGGUUUCAGUAAUCAGGGGGUGGUGUGGAAGAGGUGAUUUUCACUGGUUCCUCACACAGUAUGGUCAUCGGUGCGGGUAUUGUCGAGAAACUUGUUCUUCAUGUUCUAGGGGUGUGUGUGUGUGUGUGUGUGUGUGUGUGUGUGUGUGUGUGUGUGUGUGUGUGGUCUGGGGUAGAGGGUGGGGGGAUGGAUGAUUCUAUUAUAUAGGUCCAAUCCAAUGUUUUUCAUGUGAUGCUUCAAUGCUUGCUAAGUGUAAACAACAUACAUGUCAAGGCCUAAUGUGUAUUAAAUCUUCAUCUUGCAACUUUUUCUUUGUCAAUGCCUGAAAUAACUAUUUGAGAAGAGCCAGAGCAUUGUGAAAUUUGUCAAGUGAUGAUCUGAUAAUGAAAGUCUUAUCUACCAAAACAGAGGGAUAUAGUUACGUGAGCGAAAUGACUCAAUCUGUAUUGCAAAAGCACACCAACAUGACUCUAACUGUGUUCCAUUGAAAUGUUGCCAUAUUUUAGCUCUGCUUAAUUGCAUCCUCAUUCCUCAAUGACCACUGCAUCUCUCACUUCCUAGGUCCAAUCCAAUGUUUUUAUUUUAUUUUACCUUUAUUUAACUAGGCAUGUCAGUUAAGAACAAAUUCUUAUUUUCAAUGACGUCCUAGGAACAGUGCCUUGUUCAGGGGCAGAACAAAAUAUAGUAUUUUUACCUUGUCAGCUCGGGGAUUUAAUCUUGCAACCUUUCAGGUUACUAGUCUGAUGCUCUAACCACUUGUCUACCCUGCCGCAUUGUUGCUUCAAUGCUUGCUAAGUAUAAGCAACAUACAUGUCAAGGCCUAAUGUGUAUUAAAUCUUCAUCUUACAACUUUA